AUGUUCUCUCUCACAGACAUCUGGUCUUCCGUUCUCAUUAUUCUCUUUUCCUUCUGCCACAAGAUCUACCCACCGCCUUGGACAGGUAUUCUUCCGAAGCCGAUUGUUGGCCGCCCUAGACGAUGUAUACCUCUCCCUCCAGAAAUACUUGACGAGAUUUUCUCGUUGAAUAUCACACUACUCCUUAAUGAAUUCCAAUACGGAACAGUGCGAGACUACAGGAUUCAACAGAAACACUUCAUGCGAGAAAUAUGGGGUUCAUGUGGUUACAAUCAACGCUAUGAAAGAGCAAGUUCGGGUGCGCGGGUGCCAGGAUUAGGCGUCUGGAUUAUCACGGCUGAAGCAGGUUCACUUCCUAUCGACUUCAAUCUGGCUAUGUGCACAGUACUAGAGAUUGCCAGUAUCAACUACCAUACUGGCGUUGAAUGGAGCCAGUCUCAGCAAUGUUUCCGCCGGUUUCGCUGUAUUUCUUCGUAUCCUCGUUCUCUUCGGCAGUUGGAAAUACUACGGCUGCAUACGCCCGAGGAAGAAGUGAUCAGACUGGUCUCGGAUUGCUGCCCUGGACUCACCGAACUGCGCCUCGUACGAUGCACGAUGUUUAAUGACCCCGAUUGCUGGUACUGGCGGACGCAUACGCGUAAUCAAGAUCACGACUAUAUGAAGUCUUCUGAAGUGCCCACUGUAGUAGAUUACGCGAACCAUAUGGCACACCUUCUACGUGGGCUUCCGUUGCUUGAAGCCCUCCACAUCGGCCACUAUCUUAACAGCAUACACGCCGUUCUUACCCAUCGAUUUGAGGACGCACACAAACGCUACCACCCCAUACGAGAUAGAGCAUCCCACGUCGACGGAGUUGGGAUAUUCAACAAUUUACAAGCCAGGGCUAUGGCGCUGGCGAGGGAUAAUGGCCCUCCAAUCGAUUCGACUACUGUUCGUUUGGCAGAACGUAAACUGUGGAGCGUGCCGUGCCCCGAGUGCGAGCGGGAGUUUGCGAGACCAAUCGAGAUCGCGGAGCGCCUGUCCUCCGGAAUUCUCGCUGCGCAUAUCAAGCCCCUAAAGCAUGUGUCAUUUGCAAAUUUUCUCUCGGACAAGCGCAUCACGCCGAGCUCCUGGCGCGUGGGACGGCAAUGGUGUGGUACAGACCUGCAGGUCUGGACUGAGGAUCCAGACCGCCCUAGCUCUCGUAUAAUACAGGAGAUGGUUGGCUCAAACGAUAGAUGGGGACCUCCACCACUGGGGGACUAA
Messenger RNA from Rhizoctonia solani, 1245 nucleotides. RefSeq names its product F-box-like domain-containing protein. Bases 1 to 1245 code for a protein of 414 amino acids. Lineage: Eukaryota; Fungi; Basidiomycota; Agaricomycetes; Cantharellales; Ceratobasidiaceae. The record is from RefSeq and is a predicted model, not a curated record. The transcript is spliced from 5 exons.